AUGAGGAGCCUGUUGUGGGCUGGCUGCAGCUGGCUGCUGCCCCGGGGAGCCGGGAUCCACACUCCCAGGAUCUCUGCCGCGACCACCCCACAUUUGUCCCCAGCUCCUCUGCCCACCUCUGGCUCCUCACCCAGCGUGUCUGUGGGGCUCCUUGGUUCCCCAGCCCCUCAACGCUGGGCCUCCCAGCUCAACGUGCCCCCCAGUGCCCUCUCGGUGGCCCGGCCAGUUGGGAUCUGCUCCAUGAUGAAACUGCCCAUCCAGGCAUCAGCGGAGGGGCUGGACGCGGCUUUCGUCGGCGUCCCCCUGGACACGGGCACGUCCAACCGCCCGGGAGCCAGGUUCGGCCCACGCCAGCUGCGCGCGGAGUCGGUGAUGCUGCGGAGGUUCAACGGNAGCAGCGGCGCCGCGCCCUUCGCCUCCCUGCGGGUGGCUGACCUGGGGGACGUCCACGUCAACCUCUACAACCUGCCCGACAGCUGCCGCCUCAUCCGACAGGCCUACCAGCAGAUCCUGGCCUCUGGCUCCCUGCCCCUCACCCUGGGUGGAGAUCACACCAUAACAUACCCCAUCCUCCAGGCCGUGGCUGGAAAGCACGGUCCCGUGGGACUGGUGCAUGUGGAUGCUCACACUGACACUGGAGACACAGCCCUGGGGGAGAAGAUCUACCACGGGACCCCAUUCCGGCGCUGUGUGGAGGAGGGGCUGCUGGACUGCAGCAGGGUGCUCCAGGUUGGCCUCCGAGGCUCCUCCUACGACCCCGACCCGUACCAGUACAGCCGGGAACAGGGUUUCCGGGUGGUCCCAGCUGAAGAGUGCUGGGGGAAGUCCCUGGUGCCCCUGAUGGAGGAGGUGAGGAGGCAGAUGGGGGACAGGCCUGUCUACAUCUCCUUUGACAUCGACGGCCUGGACCCCGCGUACGCGCCGGGCACCGGGACGCCUGAGAUUGCCGGGCUGACACCUGCACAGGGUUUGGAGAUUAUCCGUGGCUGCCAAGGACUGAACAUAGUGGGGUGUGACCUGGUAGAAGUGGCACCAAUGUACGAUGUCUCUGGUAACACAGCCCUCCUGGGGGCAAACCUGCUGUUUGAGAUGCUGUGUGUCCUCCCUGGAGUGAAGACAAUGUGA
Molecule: messenger RNA, 1125 nt
Organism: Chaetura pelagica (chimney swift)
Lineage: Eukaryota; Metazoa; Chordata; Aves; Apodiformes; Apodidae
Gene: AGMAT
Product: agmatine ureohydrolase (agmatinase)
Exons: 8
Coding region: 1-1125 (374 amino acids)
Molecular function (GO): metal ion binding; agmatinase activity
Source: RefSeq, a predicted model, not a curated record